CCGAGGCGGGGACUGGGUGACGUUUCAUCAACCUGGCACCGAGAGGCUGGCGGCCGACAUUACUCGUCAGUGGAAACGAAUUUAACUCAGCUGCCGAUAAAAUGUCUUGAACGUUGCGCGAAGAGGGUAACACGUGACUGAAUCAUGUUCCUCCAGAGGGCUUGGUGGCUUGUGGUGACGCAUGUAUCCAUGCAAAUCACUUUAUGUUUGACAACUGAAUAUGCCUAUAUUAUUCCUGAGUCGCCAGUUAUUCAAAAUGGAUCGCAAAUAGAGGCAUCGUGCAUCCUUACUGAUACUUAUGUAAAAGAAAAUGGAGUGGAUGCAGAUCAGAUAUUCUGGACAUUGAAGGGAAACCGAAUACCAAAAGACAAUGUCAUCAGAGUCAAUAAAACAGUGUCCAAUGUAACGCUGACCAUUUCCACUGUUGGUCUUGGACUUCUGACCUGCAAUGUACAACAUAAUGAGGAUCAAGUAUCAACUGUCUUUGGAAUACAAGUUAAGACUGGAUUGCCUCCGGAGAAACCAAAAAACCUGACGUGCAUAUCAUAUUAUAAUCGGAAUUUGACCUGCUCCUGGGAUCCAGGAAAAGAGACAUACUUGCCAACCGAUUAUUAUUUUCAUUCGUCAAUUAAACAUGGAAACAAUGAGCUACACAAAUUGCCAGCUGGUGUGAACAACUCUUAUACAAUUUUAUACCCCUUAAUUAAUUAUUAUGUUCUAUCUAUUAUAUGGGUUAAGGCAAAUAAUUCCUUGGGCGAUGUAAACUCUGAUCAAAUACAAAUGGAUCCAAUUAAUGUUAUAAAACCCAAUCCUCCAGAAAUAACUUCCAUUAAACAAGUACCAGGAAUGAGCACAGUCUUGCAUGUAAUUUGGCAAAACCCAAAGCUGCCAAAGAUGUACAACUUGAAAUACAAUCUCCGAUACAAAAUUGUCAAUGCAAAGGAAUGGACACAGGUACCGCCUGAGGAUACAAAAUCAUCUCGAGAAUCUUUCUUGGUUCAAAACUUGAUACCUUUUAAUACAUAUAACUUCAUAAUUCGCUGUAGCCACGUUAAUGAUAAUGGCUACUGGAGCAACUGGAGUUCAGAGAAAAUUGGGAUGACUCCUGAAUCAGUGCCAACAGGAAGACCACACAUUUGGAGAACAAUUCAAAAUCUACAAGAUCCAAAUAGAAGAAUACACAUCAUGUGGAAGGAACUUGAUAAGUCAGAUGCCAAUGGAAUUAUUUUGCAAUACGAAUUGAAAAUUAAGCAAAAGAAUUCUUCGAAAAUCAAUACUACAGAUCGAGAGUACAGUAUUAACAUUUCGCAACUUGGUUGUGAAAUUUCGCUUAUUGCAAGCAAUUCAGUUGGCAGCUCUCCAGAGGAAACCUUAAUAGUACCUGGCACAUGGGAGACAGAACCGCCACCUGUAUUCAAUUUCAAUGCUUAUCCUCAAGAUGCUCGCUUGAUGGUGGAAUGGGAGCCACCCACGUCUACUAAAGUAGUUAGUAGCUACAUUAUAGAAUGGUGUGAAGUGUUCACCAAUGAUUUGUGUCGUGGGCCCUUGUAUUGGCAAGAGGAGAAAAAAACUGUGAAAAAAACUUUCUUAAAAGAUCACAUCAUGCCAUUCAAGCGUUAUCGUAUAACUAUUUACCCUCUGUACAGUGGUCGUCCAGGAGUUCCACGUUCAAAAUUGGCAUACUUGCAACAGGAUCGUCCAGUGAAUGGCCCUUCCGUUCAUCUGAAACAUGUGGGGAAAAAAGAAGUUGAAUUGAUGUGGAAAGAAAUACCUGUAAAUGAACAGCGUGGUUUCAUCACACAUUACACCAUAUUUUAUAAGAGUGGCAAUUCAAAUGAAUCAAGUAUUGUUGUUAAACCACAGCAGCAAGAGUUUGUACUGAAAUCAUUAAAGGGCAAUACUUUGUAUGUGGUACGUGUCAUGGCAUCAACAGUCAAAGGAGGCACAAACAGCUCUGAAGUUAAUUUUACUACUUCAAAUUUUGCAAAAGGUGAAAUUGAGGCAAUUGUGGUACCGAUUUGUCUAUCUUUCCUCUUAAUUACCAUGGCAGUGACACUACUCUGCUUCAAAAACAGGCAUCUGAUUAAGACCUAUGUUUGGCCAAAUGUUCCAGACCCUGCAAACAGCAAGAUUGUUGAUUGGUCAUCUAGAAAUGGAAAUCUUGCCAAGAAUAACCUGGGCCCAAAGGAUCCCAUGAAUCUGGAUGGCUUUAUUUCUGAUGUUACUAUUAUUGAAGCUGAAGCAGAUGAUAAAUACCCAUCUAAUGAGGAUGAAAUCAAGCAAUUGUCAUCUUUGAAGAAGGAAAAGAGUACUUCAGGAGAGCACAGCAGUGGUAUUGGAGGUUCUUCAUGUAUGUCGUCCCCUCGGCAAAGUGUUUCAGAUAGCGAUAGUGAGUCAGCACAGAAUACUACAAGCACAGUUCAGUAUUCAACGGUACUUGUGAGUGAUAAUGGUUACAAGCGUCAGCAACCAUCAGCUCAAGUUUUUUCACGGUCAGAAUCAACUCAGCCUCUUCUAGAAAAUGAAGAAAUAUCUGAUGAACAUUCAUAUGGCAAUUUUGGAAGCAGCAGUACGGAAGUGAAAAGACAGUAUUUUAAACAAAAUUGUCAUGUCAAGAAGCCCAGUUUGAAUGAGGAGCCCAGUUUGAAUGAACUUCCUUCAACUGAAGGUGAAGUCAUGGGUGAUAUAGACGAAGGUGGCUCCCACAGACUGGGUCAAAUGGAAGUUUCCGACCAGAAUUCUGAAGGAUCUUGUCCAGCUAUUGAAGAAUUCUCCAGCAAUGAUAACCAAACUGUUGUCAAACUCGACCUUUUGGGAUUUAGCAGAUGUUUAGAAACUGAUCAGCAAAGUUACAUGCCUCAGGGUGUGAAGCAUAACAGUUAUAUGCCUCAGUCAAAAUAAGUCUACACUUUGUGCUUGAGGUGAAACAUCUUUUAUUUUGGAGAUCAUGAGGAAAAAUGUGGACUCUUGUUUAAUCUUUAUAUCCUAAGCCCAAAUCAUUUGAAAUUUGACUAAUUGUAGUUAUACUACGAACAUUGUAUCAACAUGCCUUUAAAUAUUGUGUAUGUAAAAUCAUAGUCACCA
Messenger RNA from Amblyraja radiata (thorny skate), 3084 nucleotides. It is a transcript of the gene il6st, whose product is annotated as interleukin 6 cytokine family signal transduce. Gene Ontology annotation, cellular component: membrane. The record is from RefSeq and is a predicted model, not a curated record. Bases 145 to 2901 code for a protein of 918 amino acids. The transcript is spliced from 16 exons. Gene Ontology annotation, molecular function: cytokine receptor activity; protein binding. Lineage: Eukaryota; Metazoa; Chordata; Chondrichthyes; Rajiformes; Rajidae.